Messenger RNA from Hemibagrus wyckioides, 3986 nucleotides. RefSeq lists its product as uncharacterized. The transcript has 3 exons. The coding region runs from base 591 to 1985 and encodes 464 amino acids. Gene Ontology annotation, cellular component: plasma membrane. NCBI's taxonomy places the organism in Eukaryota, Metazoa, Chordata, Actinopteri, Siluriformes, Bagridae. The record is from RefSeq and is a predicted model, not a curated record. Gene Ontology annotation, biological process: neuron projection development.
AGAGAGAGAGAGGAACAUUACCCUUUGGAACGGACAAGACUCACCUGUUUGAAGGAGUGCCAUUUAGACUGAAAGGUGCAGUGAUUUUGGAAUAGACAUACUGUACAGACUGCAGAAAUACUUGGAUCCUCUUUCAGCAAGGACACACACCAUCUUAAACACCAUGUAGGCUGGGGAUUUACAGAUCUGCAACUGAGGCAGGCUUGUAAUCAGAUGAAACACAAGAUUAUCCCAAGGAUCCCUUCAUCUUUCCCACUGCUGGAGAAGUGUUAGAGAAGCUGGAGGUGGAGGAGAAGGAGGAGGAGACUCUGGGUCAUGAGGGGUGGGGUCUGACGGAGUGACUGAGUGAAAGAGGGGAGGAGGGGUUCACCUGUGGAUGUGUACGGGGGAAAAGAGACACCACUGCUGAUGCCUGUUCCCUUUCAAGGUCCCGCGCAGACACUGAGAUGACUGCACGUCGACAUUAGAGAAAGGAAGGAAAGGCAGGGAGACAUAGAGGGCUGGGAAGGACUCCGGGGAAUAGGCAGUACUAAAGGAUAUAUCAAGAAGAGAAUAUAAAUUCUGCAUCCAACUCUCCUCACAGGUUUUCCAUGGCGGAGAUUGGGUGCCCCGUGUCUGAACCGUUUCCACCUGGUAGCACCAUUCCACCCAAUCCUACUGUCGCUGAUGAUAUUAUUAUUCCACAUUCUACAGAACUAAAGGACCUUAAGCCUGAGGAGCUACAGAAGAGUUCUAGUGAACUACCAUGCACAGAAUCUAUUCUGGAAGACAGAGGGCAUAUAAAAGAAAAAGAUAAAUGCCUUCACAAUGCACCACGUCCCCACAGUAUUGCUGAGGUUCACAUAACUGAUGAAACAGGUGCACAGAUAGCAUCUGGUGUAAACCGUCCGAAUGAACAGGGAUCAUUGGUACUCACAGAAAAAGCCUCCUCGCUUCACAGACACCUAGCAGAAGAGAACCUGUCCCCAACCAACCAGAGGAGUCAUUCAGAUACCCUUCAAAUUCAACAAAAGGACCAUCCUCUACAAAGUGAAACAAUCAAGCCUACAUCUCUGAAUAAGAGCCGAGAAGCACUGCUUCUGUCCCUAGCUUGUAAGGAGGCCACGCAUACACAGCAUAGCAGUAGUCUCACCACUCUCUGCAGAGCAGCAAAUAGCCCAAUCCAAGCAAGCUCUGUUCAAGUUUGCACUUCUGGCUGUACUCAGAUAUCAGGUGAGUUUGCCAGGGAUAUUAAACCCUCUAGGCUUGAAGCAGCUGCUUGCUGCAGCCCCUACCAUCAUGUAGCUGUUGAGGACACGUUCGCUGCCUACUGUCACCCCCAGCCCAUACCCGCUCCUGCACAAGUUGUACCACGACUAAUAAACAUGGAGGGAGACUACAAGGGGCAGAGAGCAGGCCCAACCUUAUUAUCGCUUCCCCCACUCGUUUCCUCCGUCAGUGAGACAAGACUGGAUUCCAAAAGACUGGUCCACUGUUGCAGCCUGGACUGUAAGUGGCCUGGUCCUUUGUGCCAGCCUGGAAGUCAGCAGAAAUCGAUUAAAGAGGUUAGAAAAAUGAGAGAUGCAGGGACUAUGACAUCCUGCAGGGAGUUAAAGGACAUAGGGGUACAAGUGGGUCAGGACUCAGAAAAGUCACCUCAGCAUGUCUUCCCAAAGGUGUGUCUGGUGGACGAAAAUGAGAUUGGAAAUGACAAGCUUACAGAGAAACAAAAAAAUCCAAUAAAGGAUGUGAAGUGGGACUCGGAAGGAAUGACAUGGGAGGUCUACGGUGCCUCGGUGGACCCUGAGGAACUGGGCUUGGCUAUUCAAAAGCACUUGGAGCUGCAGAUCAAGGAGACUGCAGGAAGAGCAGCAAGGUUCUCACAGCAGAACACAACCACCUCAAAGCUGGAAAAUGAACAAAGGAAAAGUAAGAGGAAGAGGGGAGUAAUGGCAGCUCUUCGUCCUUCAGUAUGUUGUAGCCGCACCUCUACUGCAGUGGACUAACUACCAAAACUGGGUUUUGUAUUUUUAAGCAUCAUAGAUUUUUCAAAUCUAUAGACGGUGUAUGAAGAGGGUAGAACACUGGAUGAGAGAGAACAUGUGCCUAAGUCUUCCUUUCAGUUCAGAACCUCAUGCAUCGUUUUCAGAAAACUUUAUUGACCUUAAGGGCUAUUUGUUUUGUGUGUACUUCUAGCCAUUUGUGUAUCUAUCAUUGGAGCACUUUAUUUCUUACUGCAGUACGCAAAAUGUCCUGUCAUUCUUAAGCAGCAGGGUGAUAACUUUACUAAGGCUAAGAUUGAAAGCACAAACCCGGCUGUGAGCCUGAGGCCAUCUGACACCUGGUGACUCCCCACUAAAGUUAAACAACUCAGCUGAUAAUGCAAGUAAGGUCACAGGCUACGGUCAAAGUCCUAGAAUUGGCAGAGGCUGACAAGAGUGACCUUGUAGUUGGGGUUACUAAUUUCCACAAUCCUGUCAAAUAAUAAGCCUUUCCAAAGAACAAAGCCCUUAAUCCCCAAUAGUACCGGGAUACCCAAGAGACUGAUACUGAGCUUUGACCCUGUGCUUCCUUAGAUGUAUGAGAUGAGACAUGCUAAGUAAAAAAAAAAGCCCUAUGUAGCAAUACAAUAGCCAAUAAGGAAUCUCUGCUGUUCUAGAGAGUUCUAGAGUGUCUGAAAAAAAUACGUAAUUCUUUUGAUAGCCAAGAAGUAAUAAAGAACAGCAGAGAAAGACUUGAAAUAAUGAAGAUUCAAGAGAACCCAGAGAUUCAAAGCAAGAGCUUCAGUAAGGGACCUAAAACAUAGCUUACACUGAGCUAGAUGCUAGGUAUGGGGAAAAUCUAAGUGGGUUAAAGAUUCCUUUAAUAUUCUUUGAUUAAUUGAGAUACUAAUAACAAUAUAGAGGAAAUCAGUUCAUUUUCAUUUCAUUCAGUUUCAUUCGCAUUCAAUUAAACAAAUCCUAAGCUUAAAAGAUAUGUGAACCCUCUGUCAAUACAUAACAGUUUUACUUUGUAUUCUUGCUCUUUACAACUGCACCCUUUCCAGUGACCUCAGGUUAAUUGUUUUUGUCAGUAUAUAUAUAAAAUAUAUAUAAAAUGUAUAUAUGAAACCUAAACUAUUCCAUCUAGUCAGAGGCAUGUCUUACUAUGAACCACACUCUCUUCCAUGUAUCCAAAAAAAAUGCAAGCAAUUUGUACUAAUAUUCACAAAUGCAGAUUGUGAGUCUGGUAUAAAAAGAAAAAAAUCCUUUUCUGAAGAAUAUAGAUAUAUUUCUGUGCUGUCUUUAAAAAAAUGAGAUCAGUUAGUGUAUUGUGUGUAGCACACUGUGAUGAGAGGCAGCAUAAGAGCUGAACUGUUGCACCAUGUCCUGGUCUAAAUUGUCUCUCUGUCUUUCGUUUUUGUCUGUGAUUACAAUGGUAUGAUGAUUAUACCAAGAGUAGUACUCUGAUUAACCAUGUUAUUAUUACUACCACUGUUAGAAGGAACUGAACAUCUCUCAGUCUCUGUUGUUUGGAAAAAAAAGUCCAAAAAAUGUGUGUUUAUAUUUUGGGUGUAUAUAUAUUACAUAUAUAAAACACCUAACAGCAAUAUAAUAUGGAUGAAAAUGAAAAUAAAGUAGAAAAACUAAUACAGACUAAUACAACUGACAUAAUAGAGAUUAGUAAUGAGAAUAAUGUUAAGAAAAUUCUCUUGCUAUUAUUUUAAUGGUGACUAGAAGAAACGUCAUCUAUUUCACGUAAUGUUAAUUUAACGCACAAAUUAAUUCACAUUUUCAGCGUGAGAGUAAGACAUAUUUUCCUGUUGCCUAAAUUGCAAAAUGUUUCUAUAAACUAUUUAUUCCUAGAGCAUAACUAAUAGUGACCUCUGAUCCAUAAUGUCACACCAUAAUCUUUGUAGGAUGGAUGUUGUCUGAAAUGUUUCAUUCCUAAUAUUGAAAUGUCUAGGACAUCACCUUUUGGGGGAUGCACAAAUAUAGUUUGUACAUUUUUAUCAGUGUAUUGGUGAU